AUGGCAAACGAUGCCGUUGAUGCUACAGUUCGUGUGCUGCUGUCCGAAUUCGCUGGCAAACAAUUGCCACUGAUGCAACAGCUUGUGUGCUGCUGUCCGAAUUCGCUGGCAAACGAUGCCGUUGAUGCUACAGCUCGUGUGCUGCUGUCCGAAUUCGCUGGCAAACAAUGGCAAACGAUGCCGUUGAUGCUACACUCGUGUGCUGCUGUCCGAAUUCGCUGGCAAACAAUGGCAAACGAUGCCGUUGAUGCUACAGUUCGUAUGCUGCUGUCCGAAUUCGCUGGCAAACAAUUGCCACUGAUGCAACAGCUUGUGUGCUGCUGUCCGAAUCCGCUGGCAAACGAUGCCGUUGAUGCUACAGCUCGUGUGCUGCUGUCCGAAUUCGCUGGCAAACAAUGGCAAACGAUGCCGUUGAUGCUACAGCUCGUGUGCUGCUGUCCGAAUUCGCUGGCAAACAAUGGCAAACGAUGCCGUUGA
Molecule: messenger RNA, 477 nt
Organism: Cylicocyclus nassatus
Lineage: Eukaryota; Metazoa; Nematoda; Chromadorea; Rhabditida; Strongylidae
Source: the annotation of a GenBank genome assembly